AUGUAUAAGUUGGAUCUACCGAUAGACAAUACAGAAAAUGCAGCAAUUCAAAGACGACGAAAUCAGGAAAUUCAACGAAAAAGCCAAAUUUUUGACGCGAGAACAAGAAUCGUUGGUGUUGAUACAUCUGCUCUCAAUAAUCAAAUAAUAGAAAAGCAAAACCGAAUCGCUACUGAAAAAGCUAGAAAUGAAGCAUUUGCUGACAUAGCAAUAACAAAUGACAAGCUAGGAUUAAUACAACAAGAAAGAGAAGAUGAGGCUCGGAAACAAUUAAGCAAGGAGCUAAACGAAUAUCGAAAAACCUAUCAACAACCACCCACUAGAAAAGAAUGGGAUCUCAAUGACCCACAGAGACUGUUAAAAGAUAAACCUGUUCGGAUGCCCGGCAAUGAAAACUGUGGAAUUUCUAGUGUUCAAGUGUUACAAGGCGAGGAUGUACAAUAUGAACAUAGAAAAAAAAUACAGGCAGAACAGUUACGAUCAUGGACGCAAAAACAGAUGGAAGAAAAAAAGCUUCAGGAACGCGAAGAAUACGAAGCUAACAAACUAUUUUACAUGAAAGCCUGCGAAGAUGAUAGAAAGGCCUUAGAGCUGGAAGAAGCAGAGAAAGAUUGCAAGCGAAAUAUUAAUCUUGCAGUAAAGGACUAUAAUUUGGCACUGGCAAAUCAUAAAAGAGACCGUGAACAAGCUUUUAAGAAGCAAGAGUUCGAUGAUAAUUUUACAGAGCUUAGCAACCAUUUGCACGGAGAUCUCCUUACAGAAAAUCCUGAAGCGUCAGUAAGCGCCUACGGCCCUCACAGAGUUAUACCUGAUCGUUGGAAAGGAAUGAGUAAGGAGCAAUUAAACUCAAUAUACGAAUUUCAAAAGCAGCAACGUUUGGAUAAAAUGACAUCUAAAGUGCACGAUAAAGAAAGUGACAACGAAUGGGUUGCAAAUAAUAAGAAUGUCGGACGAAUGACAAUGCUAAUUGAAAAUGAACAGGAACAAAAAAGACGAGCCUUAGCCAAACAGUUUAUGGAAGACAACAAAAUUCUUGCGAAUGAGCAAGAUGCAAGAAAAAAACAACUUAAUCAUGAUACGUACAGAAAUGAAGUAACAGAAGAUUUCUUCAAACAAUUCAAUACGGCAACUAGAUAA
This is a messenger RNA of Trichoplax adhaerens, 1137 nucleotides long. RefSeq lists its product as uncharacterized. NCBI's taxonomy places the organism in Eukaryota, Metazoa, Placozoa, Uniplacotomia, Trichoplacea, Trichoplacidae. The record is from RefSeq and is a predicted model, not a curated record. The transcript is spliced from 12 exons. The coding region runs from base 1 to 1137 and encodes 378 amino acids.